Pelagomonas calceolata is the source of this 4896-nucleotide messenger RNA. The record is from the annotation of a GenBank genome assembly. NCBI's taxonomy places the organism in Eukaryota, Pelagophyceae, Pelagomonadales, Pelagomonadaceae.
CGUGUACCUACGGUACUGUGGAGGGCGUCCGUCUACAAUGUCAGCUGAGGUACCAGACAAUUCGAUGUCGCAACGCCCUUCGCCGUGUCCCAUGUGGUACGCCCAGGAACUUCAUCUUCAAGAGCGACGCAAAAUGAUCACAAACAUGUGCGUGUUUUUACAAAACUGUCACAACCUUCGUACUACACAGAGCCCGAUUGCUCCAAGCGCGUAAACCAAAUGCCCCGGUAGAAUGGAUGCAAAAGCUUCCACAAAUGGCUAGGCGCCUCGAAGAAUCUUUAUUUCGCUCUGCAAAUUCAUUUGUAAUUUUUAAGCACAAACAAGAAAUAACACCUCCGAUGCAUAGGAUGAAUAUAAGGACACUCAGACAUUGAAAAGGAGGCUGCAAGCUUUGGCGAUAGCCAUGGGAUUGCGCGCCCAGCAGCAAAAACCAAAGCCUGAAGAAGAUGGAAGUAUAUCUCAAAGGGGGGCCACAGGAGCACAAGCUGCUUCGAAUGAAAUCAACUCGACGCCUGCAGUAGCCGAUUAUGCUUCUGCUGCACAUUCAACCAAUAGUGAUGUUGUGUCCCAUGCAGAAAAGCAGUGUUCCCGGCAAAGUUUUUAAAUUGUAUUACUUCUGCCUGAUUUGUCCAGGUAAGUACCGCAAACGAAGCCGGUAAUGUUGGCGAUAUUACCACAUCAAUGAGUGUUGGAGUAACUGUGGGUGCUGUCUCCGCUGAUACAAGUUCAACCAAUAAGAACAGUGCACUAAGCGCAACAUCAACCAUUUCUGGUAAAAGUCAACCACCCAGCUCUAGCGAACAAGUCCACUCUCAACGCCCAUACCACGCGGAUCAAAGACAGCAAGUGCUACGUCAGCAGCAACAAAGGCUUCUACUCUUGCGACAUGCAUCUAAAUGCCCGCACGAAAACGGGAAAUGUCCGGUCACACCGCACUGCGCCGGGAUGAAACGGUUGUGGAAACAUAUCGCCGAAUGUAAAGACCAGCAGUGUCAAAUGGCGCAUUGUGUAUCUUCCCGAUAUGUCCUUUCGCAUUAUCAUCGAUGCAAGGACCAGCGAUGCGCAGUAUGUGGGCCAGUCCGAGAUGCAAUCCAGCGAAAUCACGAAAAAGCAAAACAACUUGCUAUGGCACAGUUCUUUUGACAGUGUCUCGAUGCUAAAACCUCAAGGCGAACUUAUACAUAGGCAUGAGUCGGGUAGUGGCACCGAAGGCCAAAGUAUGCAAGAUAUAUCUGGCAUUUGCUCAGACAGGCAUUCUCAACGUGCCCUAAACGAAGGGGGGCGAUCUACUGGGAGUGGAUACAUUCAGCGUACUGCUGGAGACAGAGCUAGACAGGGGCAUUUGUUAGUUAAGAGUGCCCAGUAUUUACAACCGCAUAGCGGAAAUAGAUACAGUAGUGCUUCUGGUGCGCACGACUUAAAAAAAACACGUGUUAUCAGUGGAAUCUCAAGUAAAAUCGUGGGCAAUGUCAAUAUCCACCGGACUCUAGAUGCAGCACAUAACACCACUUUAGCGUCCGCUGGUCGGAUCGAAGAAGGCACUAGCCUCUUGAACUCGUUUACACCUACGCAGGUCCAUGCACACCUUCAGUCACUAAAAAUGGGACUUCGAUUGAGCUCUGCUAAGAUACGUCAGAAAUGUGCACCAGUCCUCAAGAAAUUAACAGAUCACGAAUGCUCCUGGAUAUUCAUGCAACCAGUCGAUCCAGUUGAAUUAAAUCUUCCUGACUAUUUUGAUGUUGUCAAAACCCCAAUGGACCUCGGCUCAAUAAAAAAGCGGAUGGAGAAUAACUGUUACAAAAGUAUAUUGGAUUUUGCUGCUGAUGUGCGCCUCACUUUUGAUAAUGCUGUGACAUACAACGGAGAUGGCUCAGAUGUUUGCAAAGUAGCACGUGAAAUGAAGCUAACUUUUGAAAAGCUCUACCAAGUCAUGAUUGCAACCAUCGAAGCAGAAGAAAAACAAAGAAAACUGAAUGGCGACGUAUGCAUCCUAUGCGGUUGCGAAAAACUUCUUUUUGAGCCUACAGUUUACUACUGCAACGGGUCCUGUAAUGGACAGCGUAUUCGACGCAACUCAUAUUAUUAUACAGGGGGUCGAAAUCAGUAUCAUUGGUGUCAACAGUGCUUCAACGAGCUGCGUGACAAACAGCCUCUUGAAUUUGCCGAUUGUACAUUGUGGAAGAAGGACUUGCAAAAAAAGAAAAAUGAUGAAAUGCAUGAAGAGCCCUGGGUAGAGUGCUCGCAGUGCAACCGGUGGGUUCAUCAAAUAUGCGCCUUGUUUAAUGGUCGGAUGAAUAAGGGAACGACAAUAUAUCAUUGUCCUUUUUGCUUUAUGGCCCAGCGUGGCAAAAAGGACCCCCAUCCGAGACCACUUGGCGCAAAAGAUAUUCGCCACACGAAACUAUCUCGUUUUCUCGAAGACCGUGUCAUCAAAUCACUGCAAGAUGUUCACACAAGGAACUCAACGACUUCACCCAGCAAACCAACUCCUGUUUAUGUUCGACAGCUUUCAAAUAUCGACAAAAUGCAUCAAGUGAAGCCCAAAAUUCUCAAGCGUUAUUCACAGCACAAGUACCCAUGUGAAUUUCCGAUGCGGUCAAAAUGCGUACUUCUCUUCCAGGAAAUGGACGGUGUUGAUGUGAUACUAUUUGGCAUGUACCUCUAUGAGUAUGGGCACAAGUGUCCACAGCCAAAUAACAGGCGUGUUUAUGUCAGUUAUCUUGAUUCAGUCUACUAUUUUCGCCCGAGAGAGAACCGCACUCUUGUAUACCACGAAAUGUUGAUCGCAUACUUAGCGCACGCAAAAGAGCGUGGCUUUCAUACUGCCCACAUCUGGGCCUGCCCACCUUGCAAGGGGGACGAUUAUAUUUUCUUCUGCCAUCCUGAAGACCAAAAGACGCCCAAAGACGACCGUCUUAGAUUAUGGUACAUAACGUUACUCAGAAAAGCGCGCGAUGAAGGUGUCGUUACUCGCAUAACUAACCUCUGGGAUGAAAAUUUCAAGAGUGAUUUUAACAUAACCCAGAUUCCAUACUUCGAGGGUGAUUACUGGCCAGGCGAGGCGGAGAAUGUGGCCAAAGCAAUUUCAGACGAGGCCAAUGAACGACUAGAAUCUAAAUCGAAGAAAAAAGCGAAGGCACGUGCACAGCGUGGCCUUCGGUCAGACGGGUCAGUGGAAGAAGAACUUGGAACGGACUCACUAAUUGUGCGGAUGGGCAAAAUCCUGGAGCCGAUGAAAGAUGCCUUUAUUGUUGCAUACCUGCAACCACGCAUAUUUGCAUGUGCAAUGGGGAUUCGUCACAAAAAGGAGUUGAAUAAUAGUAAUCAGCAUGGUGCAGAAAUACAGAGGGCACCUUCCAAUCUCAGAGUCGGGCAGACAAAGCCUAAUUCACCAGGCGUGGACAAAACAAGUCAAUCGGCCGCCAAAGCAAAUAUCAACGACCCUGAAGCUCGAGAUCAGAGAAUCAAUAGAGAGCGACACUUUGAUGAGACCGAAGAUAAGGAUGAAACUAUUGAAUCUGAAUUUUAUGACACACGGCAGCAAUUUCUGAAUUUAUGCCAGGGUAAUCACUAUCAAUUUGACGACCUGAGGAGGGCCAAGCAUACUUCAAUGAUGUCUUUGUAUCAUACACACAACCCUGAUGUGCCUAAAUUCCUCGUAACCUGCUCGAAUUGCAACAUUGAUAUUAACUCAGGGUGUUGCUACACAUCAGAACAAGACACGGAUUUUCACCUGUGCCAGGUGCGAACCCUAUUUUUUCGGAGUAAAGCGAACCCUGAGCCUGCAGGAGUGCUAUAAAAAAAUGCAUAAAAUGUUUUCCGAUAAGUUUCCGUUCAGGAGAUCAAUCGUUGGCGGCGAUUCGCAGGCCCAGCUCACGGAGGAGCAGCGCCGAGAUCGCCAUCGAUCGAUCCAGCUCCAUAUGCAGCUUCUUCAACAUGCCUCGGGCUGCAGAAACCAACAAUGUCCUUCUGCCAAUUGCAACAAGAUGAAGGUGCGUGAACGCCAGGCAUUCAUAUUGUUAGAUCGGUCCUCGCAGAACUUGUUAAAGCAUGGUGCAAAUUGUACAACACGAGUGCAGGGUGGCUGCGCUAUUUGCCGUCGAAUUUGGGCGUUGUUGCAGAUACAUGCGCGUCAGUGCCGUCGCGAGGCCUGUGUCGUACCAAAAUGCAGACAGCUUAAGGAGCAGCUGAGAGCACUAGCUCAACAGCAAGCCCAAAUGGAUGAACGUCGUCGGGCAGCCAUGAAUGCAGCAUACCGAAGGUAUCAAAUGAAUCCAAAUCACACCCUUUAAUAGCCAAUUACUUAGGGAUGGAACAAAGUUGGCGCUUUGAGUCCCACAACCUUACAUACCAAAUUACCGCUUUUGGACAUAAGAAUGCGUCCGGUGUGGCUAGGAGCACCAGCUGGGGCUACUAGACUGAAUUCUUGUGAUCCAGCAUUGCUUUGUGGCUUACAUUCACGCGGUUGUAGUCUCGCGACCCCCUACCAGUGAAUGACCUGGGCGGCCGAUGUGGUCGAUGUUGAGAGAUAUAGCAAGGUGGGAAUUUGUUUCCUGGAUCUAGCCAGGAAGAUGCUGCUCUUCCUAUCAAGACAGGAAGAGCGGGUCAUUGACGGCAACAUAGGCCGAAAUCGCGGCCGGGGCCCCAGGGCCGAGGAUUCCGACGAGACAGGAAGACAGGAAGACAGUAAGAUCUUUUAGCAAAGCAUAGUUAAAUUGGCACAGGAACGCCCCCCGGUCGGACACCAAGACACCAAGACGAAAAAAUUUACGCUACCCGAAAUCAGUGGUUUAUAAUAGAAAAGUCUUAAACCCGCACGGAAGCCUGAGGCCCCCACGCCCGAGUUGGCACCCUUGCGGAGCAGCCCCCGGCAGGGGAAAAGGUGUGAACCACUAC